Rubroshorea leprosula is the source of this 436-nucleotide messenger RNA. The record is from the annotation of a GenBank genome assembly. NCBI's taxonomy places the organism in Eukaryota, Viridiplantae, Streptophyta, Magnoliopsida, Malvales, Dipterocarpaceae.
AUUGUUGAAGAUUAUGUAAAAUGUGCAUCCAAUGCCCCUUUGUUUUCUAUAUAUCUUCUCUUGAUUCUUUUCCUUCUCCUCCCCCUUCUCCUUCUUCAGAAAGUUUGAGGUGUUUUCUUGAAGGUUUUAGUUACAAUGCACGAUUGGGCUGCUCCUCUUAUAGCUGCAGCACUGUUUGCUUUCCUUUCUCCAGGAUUGGUGAUCCAGCUCCCUGGAAAGAACCAUCCAGUUGGUUUUAUGAACAUGCAGACCAGUUUGGCAUCCAUAUUUGUGCAUGCCGUUCUUUACUUUUUGUUCCUCAUCCUGUUUCUUCUUGUUCUUCACAUCCACAUUUAUGCCUAGGAUUCAAUAUGUUAUACUACUCUAUGUUUUUUAAUCGCUUCUAGUCACCUGUAGGCUGUACUUGAUGUUUAACUAAUGAAGAGUUGCAUGUUAU